AUGAAUGCAGAACAAGCAGUAGCAGCGUUGGAAAAUGACUUGACUUUCGUCUUCAAAGAUGUGCAGAACCAAUGUCCAAAUGAGGAACCGGCCGCCGAGAAAACACACCCCUCUGAUUUGUACGGAUUUAUGGCCGAAAAAGUCAAAAAUAAGCCAAGAACUUGGAGAUCCGAUGCAAUAAUCGAAAUGCGGCAAUAUUUCGAGCAACAGAAUGCGCAUCAGAAAAUAGAUCCGCUCGAAUACUGGAGGGUUAAUGAAGUUCAAUUCAGCAAUCUUGCGCAGUGCGCGUUAAAAUAUUUAUGUAUACCUGCGACAUCUACUGACUCGGAAAGGACUUUCAGCAAGGCAGGACAAAUCGCGGACGAAAAGAGAUCUCGACUUAAACCUAAAACUUUGAACAUGCUGUUGUUUUUACAGAAAAACCAGUGGAUUACUAGUUAAGAUAUAGAUAUCGAUUAGAUAAGUAAGAUAAGUAAGAACUGAACUGAACUGAACUGAACUGAACUGAAGUGAACUGAACUGAAAUAAUGUGAUUCCAUUUUUCUUUAUGAUUUCGUUAAAAUAUGUAUUAAGAUUAUGCUUUUUUAUUUGUUUCUGAAAAUAUUGUUGUUGUUUUGUUUGAAUAAAUAUAAGUUUAUAAUAAGUUUCAUAAAAA
Molecule: messenger RNA, 655 nt
Organism: Drosophila subpulchrella
Lineage: Eukaryota; Metazoa; Arthropoda; Insecta; Diptera; Drosophilidae
Product: E3 SUMO-protein ligase ZBED1-like
Exons: 2
Coding region: 1-441 (146 amino acids)
Molecular function (GO): protein dimerization activity
Source: RefSeq, a predicted model, not a curated record